UCCUAAGCAGACUCAAUUCUACUUUUUAUUAUUUUUAAAGCAGCUAUUGAAUUUUGAAUUUAUGUAUUUAAUAAACUAAAUAAUAAAAAAAUAUAUUUAAUCAACUGAAAAUGAACUCAAAGACAAUAGGGAUGUUAUUUUCUAAGUUCAAUGUUAGUAAACUUGGUAACCAACCUACAAGAAAUAUAGGCCUUAUUCCAAUCGUAGUAGAACAAACAGGAAGAGGCGAACGUUCGUACGAUAUCUACUCACGACUCCUCAAAGAACGAAUAAUAUGCCUAAUGGGUCCAAUACAUGAUGCAAUGAGCUCGCUUAUUGUUGCUCAGUUAUUAUUUCUUCAAUCUGAAAGCACAAGUAAGCCUAUACAUAUGUAUAUUAAUUCUCCAGGUGGAAGUGUCACUGCAGGAUUAGGAAUAUAUGAUACUAUGCAGUAUUGUGCACCACCAGUUGCUACUUGGUGUGUUGGACAAGCAUGCAGCAUGGCAUCACUUAUUCUUGCAUCUGGAACUCCAGGGAUGCGUAACUCAUUACCAAAUGCUCGCAUAAUGAUUCAUCAACCUUCUGGAGGUACACAAGGUCAAGCAACAGAUAUUCAAAUCCAAGCAGAAGAAAUAAUAAAAUUAAAGAAACAAAUCAAUCAAUUAUAUGCGAACCACACUGGCCUAGAUAUCCAAUUAAUUGAAAAUAGUAUGGAGAGGGAUAAGUUUAUGAGUCCUGUGGAAGCCAAAGAAUUCGGUUUAAUUGAUACAGUGUUGACACGUCCUCCUAUUACUGUAGAAAACGAAUCAGAAAUUUCUUAUGCAGAAAAUAUGUAACAAGUACAAACAGCCAAUUAUGUGAUUUGUUUAUUAUAAUUAGGUAUUAAACUUUGUAAUAUAAUAUUAAAAUUGA
Ceutorhynchus assimilis (cabbage seed weevil) is the source of this 891-nucleotide messenger RNA. The record is from the annotation of a GenBank genome assembly. Lineage: Eukaryota; Metazoa; Arthropoda; Insecta; Coleoptera; Curculionidae.